AUAUUGUCCAAUGGAAGCGCUCAUAGCGGUGGCGGUGCUAGUGAACUGCGCUCUGAUUGGUCUGUCCGGCACCGUCAACAGAUUGCUGGGCGACGCCAUGCCGCAAGCGCAUAUACUUGUGUACGUCGGGUUGGAGCAUAUAAUACUGGUAUCAGUAUUAGCGCUGCGUCUCGCCAUACCAGAGAUUCCUUCUUGGCUGGAGACGGAAAUGGCUAAAGUGGAGUUCCAACGACGAGAGGCUAUUAAGAAUUCGCACGCUCCUCUAUUGUCUGAAUGCACGAGCCAAGACGACGUCUCAAAAGCGCGCUCGCCUCGCACCGCCACCCCCACGACGCCCAAAAUGGCCGACGACAAGCAACAAGAGAAGAAGAAGAUCAACAUAGGGAAGAUACCGGAGAUACCGCCGUUUAGUUGAUUUGUGACAAGUAAAAUUGUGCCUGGAUCGGUGUGUAGUUACAUAGUAGUUUUAUUUAGUUUAUAUACUUUUUUAAGGUAGUACUUUUGUUAUUAUUCUUUACCUCACUCAUAAUUUUAUAAGGCUUCUAUUUGAAUAAAUAAUGU
Messenger RNA from Plutella xylostella (diamondback moth), 561 nucleotides. RefSeq names its product anoctamin-8. The record is from RefSeq and is a predicted model, not a curated record. NCBI's taxonomy places the organism in Eukaryota, Metazoa, Arthropoda, Insecta, Lepidoptera, Plutellidae.